AUGUUGGUUCAUGGCGACCCGAGGAGCAAGUUAGCCCUAAAUUUAAUCUUCAAUUUUUUGAUGCAUUGCCCUCGUCCGCGGUUUGACUUUAAUAAGGUGCCAAAGAUUACCUGGUUCCCUGGACACAUGCACGCAGCCAUCAAAAAGAUGCGGGAGAACAUGUCAAGCAAGGUAGAUAUUGUCAUCGAGGUUAGAGACUCUCGAGUACCAAUCAGCUGCAUCAAUCCACUCUUUGAAGAGCUAUUUGAAACCAAAAGGCGCAUCAUUGUCUAUAACAAGAGGGAUUUGGCUGGGGCAAGCCCGUUUUUGGAUGCGGUAAAAACCUCGCAAAAGAGUGUCAUUGGCAUCGCCAGCAUCAGUGCCAAGGAGGAUAAUCCACAUAAGCAGGCAAGGUCUGCCGAUGCCGUCCUUGAUAUUAUAAGAGCGAGAUACCCACCGACCCAGGUUCUACCUAGCACUUUUAGGCUUCGAGGGCUUGUGGUGGGAAUGCCAAAUCCCCGGGCUUAUGCUGCCUCGAAUUAUCCACCCAGAAAUGGCGCUCAAAAUGUCCCUGACCGGUACUUGCUUUUCGUAAUUGCAAUAGCCAUGGUUAAGGAGUCCAUUUUGGGGGAGAUUUUGAUUGCGGACUAUUUGCUUUUCAGAUUGAAUUUGUUGCCCCCCGACGGCGAGGAUCGGCCCUUUUAUGUCAAAUAUUUCAGGAUGGAUGCCCCCACAGAAGAUGUUGGCAUUUUUUUGGAAGCCGUGGCUACGAGAUUGGGAUUGGUUAAAAAAGGAGGCACCCUCGAUAUCCAUCUUGCCGCCGUUAGAUUGAUCCGAAUGUACAAUGAGGGCUUUUUUGGAUCGUUUUCCCUCGACUAG
Messenger RNA from Mitosporidium daphniae, 858 nucleotides. Its product is annotated as mitochondrial GTPase 1. Bases 1 to 858 code for a protein of 285 amino acids. Gene Ontology annotation, molecular function: GTPase activity. Lineage: Eukaryota; Fungi; Microsporidia. The transcript has 2 exons. Gene Ontology annotation, cellular component: mitochondrion. The record is from RefSeq and is a predicted model, not a curated record.